This is a messenger RNA of Alternaria rosae, 585 nucleotides long. Its product is annotated as RmlC-like cupin domain-containing protein. The record is from RefSeq and is a predicted model, not a curated record. Bases 1 to 585 code for a protein of 194 amino acids. Lineage: Eukaryota; Fungi; Ascomycota; Dothideomycetes; Pleosporales; Pleosporaceae. The transcript has a single exon.
AUGCCACCUCUAAACCUAACCCCCCUCACCUCCCUCCGCCUAAGCACACACUACAUCCCCUCCCACUCCCUCAUCCCCAACACAACCCCCCACGGCCACCCGCUCUUCAUAUACCACUCUGCCUUUCCCCCCUCCACACCGCCCUCAACCCUAGAAGCCCACUUACCCCUCAACAACCUCACCCCUCAAUGGCGCUACACAAUGUACACCACAACACACUACCACAGCACAACCCACGAGAUCCUCUGCAUCUACUCCGGCCGCGCCAUCCUCCUCUUCGGCGGCGAGUCUAAUCCAGGGCGGGUUGAAACCGAAGUUGGCGCUGGGGACGCGGUUGUUGUGCCCGCGGGGGUGGGGCAUAGGUUGGUGCAGGAUUUGGACGGCGGGUUCAUGAUGGUGGGGAGUUAUCCCAAGGGGUGUAGUUGGGAUAUGUGUUAUGGGAAGGAGGAGGAGGAGGGGAAUGCGGAGGCUGUGAAGGGGGUGGUGUGGUUGGAGAGGGAUCCGUUGUUUGGGGAGGGAGGGCCUGUGACGUGGAGUAGGGAGAGGCUGGAAAGGUUUUGUCAGGGGGAGAGGAGUGAAUUGUGA